AUGACCCCUGAAGAGGCAAAUUCGUUGUUCGGCUGGUUCUGGAUUCAGCUCACUUUGCAGGCUCACGAACAGGAAACCAUUCCGGUAUGGGAAUGCGACGACCUAACUGCGGAUCCAUUCUCGAACUACCUUAUGCGAAACUUUUCGAUCAUGUCCACCGAUCUCGCGGAGAACCGUCAGAUCUCCAUAAGAGAGCAGCAGCGGCGAGUCUUUGGGCAUUCAUCUACGGUCAUCACAACACAGCGUGAUGGGCCGAGACGGUACGUACCUCCCAACCUGGCAUUUGCGGCGACCAAUGCCGAAACAGGACCAACCCUUGGUUGGUUCUCGUGGGGCUGCAUGUCAACUUGUCAUCUGAAUGUUCGCCAUUGCUUCAAAAACCAGGACUUUGUCAGACUUUUGAAGUACAUGAGUACAUACGACAUACGUGGCAUAGCAUUGCCCAGCAGUUUAGAGGAUGGGGGGAAAGGGUUUCAAUCCCCGGCCAAGGCGGGAACUGGUGGCCUCAAGGGGGGCAAGGAUGAGCCAUGCUCACCACUUUCCAAAUGGCAUUCGAUCGUCGCAAGCCGGUCAAGAACUCCCCCAGGGUCCCCUGAAGUCUUGAAAACAAACCGGUUGCCCAAGGUUCAGCCCCCUCUCCGUCCACGGCUUCUUGAGUAUUUAACAACAAAAAGAGAUCGGAUCGAAAGGGGACGGGAUGGCCAGUAUUUGAAACGGUUCCAUGGGGGCGUUCCGCCGUCGUAA
Molecule: messenger RNA, 744 nt
Organism: Sodiomyces alkalinus F11
Lineage: Eukaryota; Fungi; Ascomycota; Sordariomycetes; Glomerellales; Plectosphaerellaceae
Exons: 8
Coding region: 1-744 (247 amino acids)
Source: RefSeq, a predicted model, not a curated record